AUGGAUCCGUGCCACACUGAAGAAACCGGCCCAGAGAUCCCCGGCCUGGGUGAGUGGGCGCCGCCAACUGGCAAGGAGGCGGCGGCGGCGGAAGGAAUCCGCGGCCGUUAAGGCCGUUGCUGCUGCUGCUGCUGCGGCUUUCGAGCGCUGGCGCAGAUCGGGGGAGGGGGGGGAGAGGAGGGGCUUCGGCGCAGACGCCUCGGUCCUCCGCUCUGCCUGCCUGUGUAAGUCCAACGAGGCUCCCUCAUCCCUUCCUUUCUAGGCCUCUCGCCGCCACCAGCCUCCCCAGUGGGGAAAGCGGCGGGAGCGCGCCCUUCGCUCUCCCGGGCCCUCUCCCUUUAUAUGCUCUCUGCCUUCCUCCUUUUCUCUUCCCUUUCUUCUCUCUCCUCCCCCCCCCUUCUCUCCUUUGACCACGUCCUGCCUCCGCCAUUGUGGUGGGUGUUGCCCAAUCUGCGCGCUCGGCGGCCAUUCCGGGGCCUAGGCGGCAGUGGAGGCGGUAGAGCCGCGCUCGGAGGCCGCCGCGGAAGGAAUCGGCCGCCUUUCUCCUGUUUCUCUUCCUCUCCCCGCCCCCCCCCCCCCACGUCGGGCCCUUAUUUCCUUAUAGUGAGGCGACGGCAGGGAAGAGAAUAAAGUAACUAGCUCUAGGACUGCGGGGGGGGGGGAAUCGCGCUGUAAAUAGUGGGCGGGGGGGGGAGAGUAAAGCUGUUUCGAUAAGUAGAAAUCCCCGAAAUGGAGGGUAGCGCGACACGUGACCGACGGCGGUUCGGAGACUGGUCGGGCGUCGCGCGACGCGGGUCGAACUUGUCCCAGUCCUCCCCCCCCCCCGCACCGCGCGUCUCCUUGCACAAAGCACCGCGCUGUUUGCUCCGCGGCGUGUCUGCUGAAGAUGGCCCUGCCAUGUGUUGCUGGCACGCUUGGAAAAUAAAAAUAAUAGCCUCCCCGACAUCUUAAUCGAGCCAUAAAGAAUUGGCUGUGCUGGGUUCCGGGUUUCAGGGCGCACGUGGCAGUGGCUCUUUAGCAAGAUGCCCAAUUCCUUCCUCUCUUCCAUUAUGGAACUAGCAAUAGGCUCAACUAGCCAAGCUGUCCUUUACUUAGAAGUAUUUUAAUUGCUCUGCUUCAUCUACCUAAGCAAAGGUUAGGAGUAAGACCUUUAUAGGAAAAAAACCAAUCAAACUUAAAGGAAAACUUGUCUUUCCGUAUAAAUAAAAAAGUUCCUCUGUAUUGUAUAUAGUUUCACUCCAGAGCAUUGUUGAACUUUGACUUGCUUCUAAGGUAAAGAUUAUACAUUUCAUGGUUCUAAACUGUUUUAGUUUUCCUCCAUAAUCUCAUACAACCCCCACCCCACAAAAAACCCUGCUAGUCUUAAAUCUUGACAUUUCUCAACCUGCCAGUUCUUACGUUAUGAACCCCUGUGACUAAGAAAUGGGUGUAUUGAUAAGAAUAUGCUUUAAAUGCACCAAAGAGUGGGCACAUGCUGGUGAGAUACCUGAUCUGUCUCAGUUUAGUUCCUGAAAGCACAUGGCCAAUAGUACAUGUGAAUGUAGUGGCCUUGUUCUCUUGGAGAAAACAUUUGCUGCAGUCAAGUUCUGAAGAAGGCAUUCACAGGUUUUAUUUACAAAAUGUUUAUUGUACCUAAAACAUAUCUGAUUUACACAAAACUAGUUAUCUGAACAAAACAACUUUGAAGUAAGCUUUUUAAACACUUCCAGUAAUGAGUAGAAUUUCUUCUAAGUUUUAUAUUUGUGCAAGAUGCACAAAUUCUCUCAUUUUACCUCAGAGAAACUCAGACCACAAGAUGAGUUGAUUCUGAAAACGAUCCCAGUAUCUUGAAUAGCUUUUUACAUCUAUGUAUUGAAGAUUUUCUUUUCUGCUGGGUAGCAACCUUUCACCUUAUGUCCAUACAAAGAAAGCAGGGACUGUUUACUGUACAAAGUUAUACACUAGAUAAAAUGGCACUUCUCCAAAUAUCCUCCUAGACUGGUAUUUUUAGUUGCUAAGUUGUCAAAAAAGCCUUGACCUGUAAAAACAAGAUACGUGAAUGAGGUAUUGAAAACAAUUCUGAUCAAAACCCUAGGGCCAAACCAGGUAUUAAACAUUUGCAUGUGAGUUUGGCUAUAAAAUGUCCAUGGAGGAGGUCACAUGAGGAAAAAAGCUAGCUAAUAAUGUUUAGCAUUCUGCACAUUAGAUAAUCUAACCUGUAGCAGACAACUUUCAUGGCAGCAGUCUAAUACACUGAUUUGGAAAUUUGACUUUAAUUUAAUGGCAUUUGAUUCAUGUGUAUAAAACACUAGUCAAGCUUAGUGCAAGAGAUCCCUCAGACCUUGUGGGGGGCCAGACUAUAUUUUGAAAAAUAAAUAAAAAUGAAUGAAUUCCUAUGUCCCACAAAUAACCCAGAGAUGCAUUUUAAAUAAAAGCACAUAUUCUACUCAUGUAAAAACAUGCUGGUUCCCAGACUGCCAGCAGGCUGGAUUUAGAAAGUGAUUGGGCCGGAUCCGGCCCCCCGGGCCUUAGUUUGCCUACCCAUGGUUUAAACAAAGUUGUAAGCAAGAAAAGGACAGUCAGCUAUGGGCCAUUUAAGCCCUCGUGGAAUUUCUGACUACAAAAGGUAGCUUGAGCUAAAUCAAGCACGUGGGCUUUAAAAAACAUAGGAUGGAAGAUACUUACUUUUUCCAAUAAGUAUUCUUGUUUUAUUUCAUCAUUUUUGAAAUCAUCAUUAACAUCUAAAACCAGAACUGGUAUGUCUCUAAGAUGGUCAAAAUCCACCCUACAAAACAAAAUCCACAAAGUUCAGUGUUUACUUGGAAGAAAUAUCAAUUAACUUAAAAAUAAGGAAUCUCAAUGACAUCCCAUUUGUUAACCUCUCAGUUUCUAAACUGUUAGGUUUAUAGAAUUUGUGGCUUAAACUUCGAGUCAAGUUAGGGUUGCAUCUCCUAAAGACAACAAGCACCAGCAGCACCUAAAACACUUUUAGAAGUAUGUAGCCACUGUGUUGCAAGAUAACACUUUUUGCCAUUUCAGUAUGGCAUUCUUUAAGUUACCUUUAAGAAAAAGUGGUAAUAUAAUGAGCUAAACAUAAUAAUCGAGUAACAACUUUGAUUGCAGCGAUGAUAAAAAUGGCAGGCUUUUUGUUGGGGGGGGGGCAAAACUAGCAUAAUGAAAGUGUCAAAGCUAUGCGAGUUCUUACUUCAUUGUCUUCUCAUAAAGCCAGGUUUCAUGUUUAUAGUGAAGGUUUUCUAGAUAUUCCAGUGGAAUUCCUUGUUCUUCUUCUCUGCCUCUAUGGCGUAGCCUCUCCAUGCAUUUCUGUAAUUUUUAAUGUCACAAUAUAACAUUUAGCACGCUGAAUUGUUAUUAUGAAAAGUUCUCGCAUGUAUCUAACUAAUCGUUGCCUUCAGUGAAUUGCUGUAAAUUUAUAUCUGCUUAAACUUUACAUAUAUCUAAAAUGAGUGCUACCUAAUCAUCAGUGUUGGACUUUGAAACAUUAUUGAAGUGGAACUACUUAGGUAUACUAGCUUCUUAAACUUUAAUAUCAAAACUUUUCAAUUAGCUUAAACACAGCCUAAUACUUUGAUUCAAAGCAUGCUGACUUGGAAGCAAGGGUGAUGAACUGAAUUUGCUCCCAACUACAUAGGCUUAGGACUCCAGCCUUCUUAAUGCUUAGUAAACUUAAGAAAAUGGAUUGCAGUCUCCUGACAAUGCAAGUAAAACAUUGUUAUUGAGAGAAGGAUACAGAAGAUUUUAACAAUGCUUUAGUUUAGAUGGAUAUCCUACAAAUAAGAAUGUUUAAAAGGACUACAUAAGUCCAUUGUUGUCUCUUGGCAACAGUGUUUACGUAGAUUCUGUUGACAUCAGAAUGUCUUGUUAAAAGGUUUGAGAUCUAGAUUUACAGUGCUCUUUAACUGAGCAGGACUGUUUCUGGGUAAAAUCAAGCAACAAGUUGCUGUUUAUGAAUAUUGGACUAAAAGGUAAGAUUGUGAUUUGCCCAUGUUUAGUGUCUAGGACAAAAGUUACUCUUCAGGGGCCAUCAAAGACAUAUUCAAAUUUGAUUAAGUAAAAGCUUAGCACAAUACAGGCAACUCCCCAUUUGCACACCGUCAAGGCAUGUGUGACCACUGGCACAUGCGCCAUUUUUGGCUGCGGAACGGUGGGCUUGUGUGCAUGCAUCCUGCUGUGUAUGGUGUUUCAGAACACAACCCCUGUGCAAAUGGGGAGUUGCUUGUACUCUAUUCAGUAUCAAGAGCUCCUAGUUCUGGUACUAGUAUUGCAUCUAAAACUAGUCAGUUUGGGGAGAAGGAAGCAUACCUCAGGGGUAGUCCUGAGGUAGAUAAUACCAUCUAGCUCUAGGCUGGAGUCAAACUGGUUCAGAAGCCAUGCAUGCCAAUCCUGAUAAAUUGCCCACUCUGUUUCAUUGAUGUCUCCUGAUUCGAAUAAGUUGGAGGCAAACACAUACCUGUAAUAGAAAAGGCUUUUAAAUGCAAAUUGAUACUGUGUACCUGAAGAGAAACUCAGUGGGUCUUUCACUGUACUGUUUACAUUUAAAAUGACUAUUUUGGAUGCAUACUUCAUAUUUUAUUUUAGCAAGGUGUAUGUAAAGUAGCCCCUUAAUUCUACCAAUAUCUUAUUUCUGUAAAUGUAUGCAUGCUCUUACCUAUCACUGUAGACUGAUCUCUCAAAAAACUGUACAGGAUGUUCUGCUUCAAGUAACUUGGCAGAAAUUGGUUUUAAUUGUGCUUUAACUCUACUCAAACAGGCGUAGGUCUGGAAUGUAUAAGCCCAUCUUGUAGGUUUGCUGUACAACAUCUGAAGUAGAUUUCCACCACUCUUUUGAGAUGUUGAAAGUUCCUGAUAAUGAUAAAAAAGAAAGUCUGUCAGUAAUCUUGUCACUUGGUUGUUAGACAUACCAAACAUCUGCUGUGGAAAGUAAAACAGCAUCUAGUGUAACCUAAGAAGCAUAAAGUAUUGCUAAGUUACAUUGACUAUUGCAACAUUUGUGGUAUUGCAACAUUUAGCACUAGGGGGCCAGCAUGCUUACUUACUUCAGACUCAUUUUCAGUUGUCUGGAUGUUGCACCACUUGGCAAUUGGUUCAGGAAUUAUUUCCCACUCAUCACUGUUCCUUGCUAGUAGUUGGACAAAUGUGGACUUCCCUGCAGCUGUUAAGAAAAUUCAGCUAGUAUUAGGAUAAGACAUUGGUAGCAUAAUACAGAGACACACACUGGCCUUUCCAGAAGCUGAGGUAUUAAAACACUUGCAAGGCUAGGCUCUUCUUUCUCUUAUGAAUCCUAUUUACCCCUUCUUCCCCAAGCUCCUGAUUUGGAAUGCAUUUAUAACGUUGUGUAACUUGGUUUUCUAUCUCCAAAUGACAAAACAUUGUGUUGUGUGGAAGGUAUGAGGGCAGAAAAUAAGUGUACUUAGAGAAGUAUUGGAGUAUGUAUUGAGUAUGAGAAGCUCCAGGUUUUUAUGGCUUUCUUACCCUUGCACCCUUUUCAUUGAAGCCUGUUGUAUGACUUGGCUGUUUCAAUCCCAGACCUUUGCAGUGACUUGUCUUAAAAACUGUCUUUGUUACCAUUGAUUUUUUAAGGCCUAAUAUUAUAUAAGCGGAUGUUCCAUAAGCAUAUACAGUACUGUGAAUCUAUUCAGUAAAUAGGCAAGGACAGCCUUGAGCCGUGUUUUUAGCAGAGGUAACAGGCGAACACAGCACUGUCCUUAUCAAUGUUUAGGCGCCAGCGCCUUAAAUCCCGCCAUAUCAACGUCCGUCUUCCUAGCUGUAAUUUGGCGCCGGAAGCCGUGCUACUGGGACACAGGGGAAAAGAGCACUCCACUGCCGCCCCAAUAGCUCUGUGUUUAUAAAUAGGAAGCCCUCUUUGAAGCUUCAUUUUUGCCACCGUUAAUUUACAGGAGUUAGUUUUUUAAAAGGCAGACACCAAAGUGAAGACAUUCCUAUCAAGUAUACAUAGGUCAGGCACUUACCGAUAUUCCCUUCAAUGGUGAUUUUCUUCAGGCGUUUUUGGAAGCUGCGGUCCAACGCACUGGGUCCGACGCAGGGGCGCUUGGCGGGGGGAUACAUGGCGAGCGGUCUUUGUUUGCCCGGCUUCAGGAAGGAACUGAGGCGAGCUCUUCCCGCGCCUUCGCGUCUCUUCAAGAAUCCCGCCUGUGCUCAGCCAAUCCAUAGCGGCGACCCGCCUCUGCUUUUUCUCCUGUCCCGCCCUCUUGGCUCUGCUGCCAAGGAGAGCUCGACCCUUCACUCCCGCGCUCUGGAAAGCGCCGCCCGCCCUUCUUGUGGGGAGACGCGGUUGAAGUUGCUUCUUGGCAGUCCUCGCCCCUUGCCGCGUGUCUCCCCUUUCACAAAGUGCCUCUGGCACUCGCAAUUUCAGGUUGGAUUUUUGUUUCGGCUGUAUUAUUGGGGGCUUUGCAAUUGGUGCCUAUGUUGUGGUAAAAUUGCCAUUUCCAUGAAUUAUGGAACCAGAAUGUUCCAUAAGCAGAAUUGGGCGCACGAGGUCGUGUGGAAUCGGGUUAAAGUGGAAAGAGGUGGAAUAAUUAGUUGGGGCUUAAUUCCCCGAUCAUCAAGGGAGUGGCAUUAAAGUAUAAAGCAUGUAAGGAAUCGUUAGGUCUUUGUAGCCCCCAACUUUGUAGUUCUGUGCCAUUUUGAGUUGGAAGAGGCUAAUUAUACCGACAUUGUACAUUAGUCUUAUACUGGUACAGCUUGCGGUGCCAUUGGUGCUGUCUUGAGCGAAAUGUGGUGAUUUGUCGGUGCUGCCAUGUUUGAUGGCCAUUUCCGUAUGCGUUGAGAGCACGUACAACAUGGAUGACUCCACCGCUUGAUUAUGCAAUGAAGGGUAUAGGCCUCGUAGUCUUGCUUGUAAGGGCAAAUCAAAAGAGCCAACUUGGGGGAGGGGGUUGGCUUUGUUCUUCGGCGCAUGCGUACGAUGAGCGGGGAUUGAGUUGGGCAGGCUAAGCAGGACGGGAGCAGGAACGGUUGUUGCGGGAGGGGGCGGCGGAAUCCUACCAACUUUGUUUUACUCGGAAGUAAAUGCCAUUAAGUUCACUAGGGGUGUAUUCCCAAAUAAAAGCGCACAGCGAUUGGUAGCCUUGUACUCGCAGCGGGGAGGGGGCGGGGGGAGUUUUGUCUGCUACAAGUCAUGCGCAAGUGGCGCUUGUAUUUUCGGCUGGGGGGAGGGCUGGGCAGGAAGCGCCGCGCAUGCGCCGGGUGGGGAUGUGCGCGCACGCGCCGUGAGCUGCCUUUUCGGCCACGCCGCGCAAGAAGCAGGUGAGCCCCCUCGUAGUUUUGUAGCCGUUAGUCCUGCCCCAGUUCGGGUUCCGCGAGUAUUUUUUGCUUCGACUAGUGAGGGGCCUCUCUGCGCAGUCGGUUCUUCGGACUGCUAUCGACGACCGAGGCCUGUUUUUUUCUGAGGCUGCGCCAGGGCUCGGCCAAGCGGAAACGCAAGUCCUCCGUCGGCGCCAUUUCAUAAGUGAACCUAGAGCGCGCCGCCGCCGCCCGGCCCACUUGGUUCGCAGAGGCGAAGCGACCCUAAAACCCGCCCGCGGGGGACCAGCAUUUCGGUUUGCCAUGUGUACGUGGGGAAGAGACUUGAGGAGUGGGGAAGAGGGAGGGCGAGCGGCGAGUUUGGGCGGGCGAGUUGCUCCGUUGCCGAUCUCCUGCCCCACUCAGUGUGGCGACGUCUUUGUUUGCCCCGUAGCAACAGAAGGCGAAACGGAGACCACGCUCACUUCCAGCAUGAUGUUAAACACCGAAGGCGGCGAGGGGUAUGUCGUGAAAGUGCGAGGGUUGCCUUGGUCCUGCUCCGCGGAUGAGGUGCAGAGGUUUUUCUCCGGUAAGAGCCGUUCGCGUGUCUGCUUCUCCCCCCGCCCCCAGUCUCCAUGGAGAAGGCUCCUUCCCUUUCUCCGUUACUGUAGUGAAAGGUAAACAAGCUGUAGUUGUUUUUUUCUCCAUACCCUUUCCUCCGUAAGAACUUCCGUGUUGCAGGUUAGAUUAAAUCUAGAACUCUGAAUUAGAAAAAGAGUAAAAUGGACAAUUAAGUACUUUCCCCUCUGGUAAUAGGGGAAGCUGCCUUCAAGGAUAUAACAGUUCACAAUUUAGGCUCCAAUCCUAACCCCACUUACCUGGGAGUAAACCUCAUUGGAUUCAGGACUUACUUUUGAGUAGACAUGGUUAGAUUUGUGCUGUUUACUUCAAAUAGUAUUAAGGACUACAAUGCUUAAAACCGCAAAGAAAUUAGAAUGACAGCUCAUGGUAAUGAGAACAGAAAUAAAGAUCAUAAGGUUAUGUUUCCUUUGUCACUUUCCACCCCCAUAAUAAUAUUAUGGCUAAGUUAAUUUUGCUUUUGUUCUUUUUUGAAGUUAAACAUAUAAUUACAUAAAUAAUAUAUUCUGUACUGCAGGAUGAAACUGUUUACUUGAAAGAACCUUAUUGACUUCUAUUGAGAUUUCAAGGACACACAUCAGAUUGUAGCCGUACAAGCCAAGCCUUUGCAUAGUUAGAAGUCCUUGAUGAAGUUAGUGGUGCUUCUGACAGUGUGUUAAACUUGUUCUUCCGCUCUUUCUUAGAAUGCAAAAUACUAAAUGGAUCUUCAGGGGUCCGUUUUAUCUACACAAGGGAAGGAAGACCAAGCGGAGAAGCAUUUGUUGAACUGGAGACCGAAGAAGAUGUGAAGCUGGCAUUGAAAAAAGACAGAGAAACAAUGGGACACAGAUAUGUUGAAGGUUUGGAUUGAAUUGACAUAGUAACUGACUUAAGUAGCUCUUCAGUUGGGUGGAGCUUAGAUGCAUGGUUAUUCUUCUGUGUGUAUGUAAAUGUGAACCUGUUCUCCAAAUGAAUGUCGUGCAUUGACCUUUUUGUGCCAUGUUCCAAAAUUCAUUAAUUCUAAGUGCCUCUUGCAGUCUUCAAGUCAAACAACGUUGAAAUGGAUUGGGUUCUGAAGCAUACUGGUCCUAACAGCCCUGAUACGGCUAAUGAUGGUUUUGUACGUCUUAGAGGACUUCCAUUUGGUUGUAGCAAGGAAGAAAUUGUUCAGUUUUUCUCAGGUAUGUGGGGUAUAAGUUCUAGCUAUAGCUGUAUUGGUAAAGAUUAGAAUUGCAAUGGCACUGAAGUAAUGCCUAGCCAACUAAUAAUAAAUAAUCCUUGAAUGGCCAAUUCUGUAUGGUUAUGCUUUAGGUGUUUUUAAAGACAAACACAGUAGUUUAAAUUAUUUGAUAAUUUGAGAACUGUCUCUAAAACUUGAUGUAGCAAGUAAAACUUUAUUCCAGUCUAACCCUGCAAAGCUUUAAGGACUAACUAAUCGUUAAACCAUAAAGUAAAGAUUGGAAGCAAAGUUGCCAUUUUAACUCUUCCACUCCACUCAGCCAAACAUUUAGAAUGCUUUCUUAAAUUUGAGUGUCUAGAAUAAGGUUAUUGAAUAAAUGUUACAACUUUAGCUUGGUUGAAUGGAUGGAAGGAAAUGCUCACAUGUGUAGUAGAAGCUCUUUAUGACAUGUAAAAGGAAUACAGAAAAUAAGUAUUUGUCUGAUAGGUUUAAAAAUAUUUGCUUCAAAGUUUGGUAUGUCAUAAAGUAAUUUGCUUUUAAAAACUCUAUUGAAACUGAAAUGUUAAAGCAAAUGGAAGUGAGCGUUACAUCAGAAUGUUUGGAAUAUAUUGCAGUAGUCCAGAUAAGUGUGAAUGUACUCUGAUGAAUUGUGAUAAACAGAUCAACUUGCACCGUAUUAGAUUUCUGUUGAAAUAUUGUUUCCCAAGUUGUUUUUUCUUCAUAAAAUUUAAUAUGUAUAUACAGUGUCUUGAAAUGAAGUGUUUAUGAAAAUGCAAAUCUUUGAUUUUGUUACUAGAUCUGUUAAAUAUUUUGCAUGAAAUUAUCUUUGAGUUUAAUUUGAUUCUUGUUAAGAUCUAGAAUUGACAUUUUUAGAGGAAUUUUAAUUGUUCAAUUGAAUUUAUUUAUUAGUAAAUUGCUGCUUUAAUGUUUUUCUUAACACAUCCUGCACUAAUUGGAAAUAAUAUUAAUCAAAAUGUUACAGAAAUGUCUUUUAUGCAAGCAGGCUGAGUUAAGAAUCUUUUAAAUAGUAUGUAAUAAGUGUUUCUUGUUGACAUGUUUCUUUUAUAGUGUUUAAUAGUAUGGUUUACUGAUUCUGAAAUUUAUAAAGUAUAACUUCUGGUGUAUUUUAAAGCUAUAAGAAAAUCAUGAUUGGGCUUGUGAUGUUAAUAUUACCCCCCUACUGGGGUUAUUUGUCCUUGGGUUGAAGGGUUGGAAAUCGUGCCAAAUGGGAUAACAUUGCCGGUGGACUUCCAGGGGAGGAGUACGGGGGAGGCCUUCGUGCAGUUUGCUUCACAGGAAAUAGCUGAAAAGGCUCUAAAGAAACACAAGGAAAGAAUAGGGCACAGGUGGGGAUGGAUGGUUGGUUGGAUAUGUCGCUCUUCUUAUGGUAAACUGUUAUUAAAUCCAUAUUCUCUCUUCUUAAGUGCUCACCUCACAACAUGUAAUUUCAUGCCCUACUAACACCCCCAAUUUUAUAAUGAAACGUUAAUUUUUGUUAUGUUUGUGCAAACUGGCUGUGAAAGGCUAGUUCAUCUACCCUUCCCUAGACCUCUCAAAACUGUUCAUUCUGAACAAGUUUAAAUGAUAUUUAAGGAAGUUGAGAGAUUAUGGCUUUAAAUUUUUCUAAUAGCACCAAUUAUGCCUCUAGCUCUAAAGACACUUAGCAUUUUAUUACCAUAAGAAAAUGUGAUUACUAAACUUGUUCUAUAUAUUGAUGUAACAUUUUCUUGUAUAAUUUUUCACAUAAACACAUAAUUUCCGAAAAUGUCACAAAGGGAUUUAUUCUAAGUUUUGUGACGUAUUAAUUGAAGCAUGCACAUUUUUUGCAUUUGCUAAUUUGCUAUGCCAAUGCAUAGGAUGGGCUCAUGAGCACAUAGUGCUUUUUGGAGUGUAUUGAUGGAUUAGAAUUCUGGCGGAGGCUGGAUUUCUAACCCUCUUGCAUAUUGCCAUAUGAGCAAAAUAUGGGUGCUGUUGAGUGGACAUUAGUCCCUCCAAGUUCUGAUUCUUCAGAAGCUUAAACUAGUUUGCUCUCCCUAACCCUUAAGGUUGGGAUAUCUUAAUGAGCAAACUCAAACUGAUUUACUGAAUUAGCCUUGGAUUAUUUUCUAUGACUAAACGUAAAAAUUCUGGCUUAAAAUUGCCAGUUCCAAGGCUGUGGUAUUGUAAUGUAUUAUAUUGUAUAACCUAAUAUGCAAAUUUUAAAAAACUCAACUAGUUUUAUGUGUGUGAACCUUUUAGGUACAUUGAAAUCUUCAAGAGUAGCAGAGCAGAAGUGCGCACUCAUUAUGAUCCUCCUCGCAAGCUUAUGGCCAUGCAGAGGCCAGGUCCUUAUGACCGGCCGGGCGUGGGAAGAGGCUACAACAGCCUUGGUAGAGGAAGUGGUUUUGAAAGAAUGAGACGUGGUGCAUAUGGAGGAGGUAAAUAUAUAGAGCUUUCUUAUUCAAAAACAGAUAGUUCUGUUGGAAGAUCAUUUUCAACAUAACUCUAAAUUGUGGGUUGCAGGUUAUGGUGGUUAUGAUGACUAUAAUGGAUAUAAUGAUGGCUAUGGCUUUGGAUCAGAUCGAUUUGGAAGAGGUAAGAAUUCUUGAUUAGGGCAAUUGCGGAAACUUGUCCUACAUACAAAAGAUUUAGAAUGGACUGUUUCCACAGGGAUGUCAGACCACAGGUAUGGGGAUGGAUCCUCUACUUUCCAAAGCACAACUGGUCACUGUGUGCACAUGAGAGGAUUACCUUACAGAGCUACAGAGAACGACAUUUACAAUGUAAGUGACUGUCUUGACAUUUUUAUUUGGAUUUGUUGCUGCAGAACAUUGCCUGAGAAAUUUUCAUUGAGUUAAUGACUGUCUUUUCUACCUAGUUCUUCUCGCCUCUUAAUCCUGUAAGAGUACACAUUGAAAUUGGGCCUGAUGGUCGAGUAACAGGAGAGGCAGAUGUUGAGUUCGCUACUCAUGAGGAUGCUGUUGCUGCAAUGUCCAAAGACAAAGCAAAUAUGCGUAAGUUAAAGCUCCCCUGCAGAUGUAUGCACUUUUUUAAAAAACUGUAGAGUAGAAUGAAUCCGUUUACUAUACUGGCUUUGCUUGUUAACAUUGUGGUAACUUGGUGAGAGUGUGAUGUUCACUACUGCUCAUGAUUCUCAGAAUUGAACAGCCUUCAAGUUUUGCAUCAAGGUGGCUAAGUCCUUUGUACUGUACAUGAGGUAAGUUGAACUGUUUGUGUUCAGAGCAUUGCUAUUUUUUGUUUCCUUAGAACACCGAUAUGUAGAACUCUUCUUGAAUUCCACAGCUGGAGGAAGUGGUGGUGCAUAUGGCAGUCAAAUGAUGGGAGCAAUGGGUAUGUGCAAGCAAUUCAGUUUCAUGUUGCCUCGCUGAUGUUUAACAAAACUGGCUAAUUUUUACAAUUCUGCUUAUUCUUGGUGGCCUAAAACUAAUAUUUAACAUUCUGUCUUAAUCACAGUCAAGGAAACGGAAGGGGUAGUUCAAGAUUGGAACACGAACACAUUGGCAGGUAUAUAAACCUUUUGGGUCUACAUUUUGACAAAACUGUUAAAUAAAAACUGAAUGGUAGCAUGAAUGAUUUCCAGGGUGCAGAGUGGUAACAUUGGGUGUUUGGAGGAAGAGAUGCUUGUUGUCUGUAAUGUUGCUACAGUUUUCUACCUACAGCAGUCACUUCUGGGAGGGUGAGGGUAGGAAUGUUGAAUAGAAGGUAUAAUUCAACUGGCAAAGAUUAUACCACAAUGGUGGUUCCUCUUAUUGGAAAUCCUGUUAACCUGAAUAUUUCAAUACUUGAAUAUUCAGUCAAACCAAAUUAUAAAACUUCAGAAGCUUGGUUUGCUUGUAUUAAAAAGUUUUAUUCUGAAGUGGUGGUUUGUUUUAUUUGUAUGGGGUGCAUAUGCUGUUUUAGUAGCACUUUGCAGAAUGGCUUCGUGCUUUACAAGGUACAAUUAAGUUAAAAAAGCAAUCUUCAUAUCCUCAACUGCAAAAGAGUUUUGCAGAGAUGUGAAAUGGGUUACCAGCUGUAUUUUGCAUUUAGUUUGUACAAAAAUGUAGAAAGGUGUUGUGUGUCAGGUGCAGGUUUCCUAGUCACAGCUUGGAAAGGCUAACUUCUUUUGGCACCUCCCCUGAGCUGUUUAAAGCUACAUAUACAGAAGGGUUUGUGUUGUCUGUUAGCCACAUAAUGAAGGCUAUGCUCUAUAUUGCUAAAUGCUACUUCAGAUUAGGUCAAUAGGUUUGAAAUGAAUGAUGGCCAAGAAAUAAAAUAGCAGUUUCAGUGGGAGAACACCCUCCUCUGCUUCUAAUUCAAUUGUUCAUAUAAUUUGAAAACUCAGGUGCUCUAAGAAUCUAUAAAUUGCUUAUCUGCAAAUAAUUUCCUGAGUGAAGAGCAAAUUAGGAAGAAUCUUCUCAAAUUACAGUUCAGCUACACAGUGAACUAGGAGCAAACUUGCCCUUUUAAGGUAGCAUGUAGGCAUAUGCUUUUUUGUAGAAGGUGACUGUAGCCAAGUUCUUAACAUGUGUGUCCUUAACUUGAAAGGAAGCCAAUCCAGUUACGGUGGUCCAGCUAACCAGCAGUUGAGUGGGGGUUAUGGAGGAGGCUAUGGUGGUCAAAGCAGCAUGAGCGGAUAUGGUAAGAUGUUUUUAUUAGUCUUGGAUGUGUUAACGCAGUUAGCUAUCCACCUAAUGCAAGGAUCAACUUGUCUUGAAAAAGUUAAAAUAUUAUACUGUCCAAAUACUUGGUUUCAGCUAGAAAAUCAGUCUAGAUGAGUGAGCAAGAAAAGCUUUCAGUGACUAGAUUAAAAAAACAACACUUAAAAGAUGAUGUUGGGUGAUGCACAGUUGGAUCCAGUCUGUAUGAAGCUAGCCUGCCACUUCCAUUGUGUGAUAGUACAGGAUCUAAAGCAAGGUUAUAAGGAUAACUUGGGGUGAGGGAAAUGUGGUGCCAUGUAUGUAAGUGACUGCACUAAAUUGUCUUAUUUGUUAUCUGUCUUAGGUAACCAGAGUGCAAUGAACAGCAGCUACUACAGCAGUGGGAAUCGUGCAUCCAUGGGAGUGAAUGGCAUGGCUGGAAUGUCGAACAUGUCCAACAUGAGUGGGGGCUGGGGAAUGUAA
Molecule: messenger RNA, 14139 nt
Organism: Podarcis lilfordi (Lilford's wall lizard)
Lineage: Eukaryota; Metazoa; Chordata; Lepidosauria; Squamata; Lacertidae
Source: the annotation of a GenBank genome assembly